Molecule: messenger RNA, 1785 nt
Organism: Carya illinoinensis
Lineage: Eukaryota; Viridiplantae; Streptophyta; Magnoliopsida; Fagales; Juglandaceae
Product: glucan endo-1,3-beta-glucosidase 14-like
Exons: 4
Coding region: 399-1454 (351 amino acids)
Biological process (GO): carbohydrate metabolic process
Cellular component (GO): plasma membrane
Molecular function (GO): hydrolase activity, hydrolyzing O-glycosyl compounds
Source: RefSeq, a predicted model, not a curated record
GGUUCACAAGAAAGUGGAGGAAAAGAGAGAAAGAUUUAAUACAGAAGAGAGUUUGAAGUUCUAGUCUUGGGUGUUUCUCUGCUAAAAAUCAUGUCCAACUGGGUGCAAUAUAAAUGCUCUUCCUAGCCUUUUUUUUUUUUUUUUCCUUUGAAACAAAACAAGUACAGCCUGGAUGGGUAUUCUGCAGCAUUUGAAUCGUUACCUCUGUUUUAUAAGCAAUCACAGAGUUAUUUUAUUCUUCUUCUUCUUCUUCCUUUUAAUUAAUGGCCCUGUUUUUCGAUACAAGGGAAGCUUUUAUAAAUGGAUAUGCAUUUUUCUGAGUUUCUAUCACUUGGGUUCAGUGCUUGUUCUCUCCUUUCCCUCUCUGGAAUUCAUUUGUCCAAAUUUUCAGCAUUGGAAUGGGAAUUAACUACGGACAGAUCGCGAACAAUCUCCCAUCUCCCUCUCGUGUUGCCAUCCUCCUUGGAUCUCUCAACAUCAGUAGAGUGAAACUCUACGAUGCCGAUCCGAAUGUCCUGCUUGCCUUCUCCAACUCGAAUGUUGAUUUCAUUGUUGGGCUAGGAAAUGAGUAUCUCCAAAGCAUGGCAGAUCCCAUUAAAGCUCAGAUUUGGCUUGAAGAGCAUCUGUUACCCCACCUUCCUCAAACCAAGAUCAAUUGCAUCCUUGUGGGAAAUGAGGUUUUCAGCAGCAAUGACUCUCAGUUAUUUCCUUAUCUCCUCCCAGCAAUGCAAACAGUAAAUCGUGUUCUUGUCAAUCUUGAACUAGAUAAGCAAGUUACUGUCACAACUGCUCAUUCUCUUACAAUUUUAGGAAACUCCUACCCUCCUUCAGCUGGAACUUUUAGGCAAGAUCUUGCUCAAUAUAUCCAACCCCUUUUGAAAUUUCAUUCUGAGAUCAAUUCUCCGUUCUUGAUAAAUGCAUAUCCAUAUUUUGCAUACAAGGAUAACCCAGAUCAGGUAUCCUUAGAAUAUGUGCUGUUUCAGCCCAACCAAGGGAUGAUUGAUCCUAACACAAAUCUGCACUAUGAUAACAUGUUGUAUGCUCAAAUCGAUGCUGUCUAUUCGGCAAUGAAAGCAAUGGGGCAUACGGAUAUUGAGGUUAAAGUUUCGGAGACUGGUUGGCCGUCUAAGGGGGAUGCUAAUGAGGCAGGAGCUACACCACAGAAUGCAGGAUUAUACAAUGGUAACUUGCUGCAGAGAAUAGCAGAGAGGCAAGGUACUCCAGCAAAACCGUCAACUCCGAUUGAUGUACACGUUUUUGCUCUUUUUAAUGAGAACUUAAAGCCUGGACCAGCAUCAGAGAGGAACUAUGGCCUCUACUAUCCUGAUGGUACACCAGUUUACAACAUCGGAUUGCAGGGCUAUCUCCCAGUGUUUAUCUCAGCAUCUGAUAAGAAUGCUUUGUCUAUCUUCAGCUCUCUGGUCUUCCUCAUUGCAUGCUUCAUCUGUGCGUAAGCACAUGUAAAUCUUUCAAAGGGCAGGCGAUGUCAAGGGAGGAAGAGAAAUUUCUGGAGAUCAUUCCAAUGCAAGAGGAGUUACUGUAGGGAGGGAGACAAAGGGUAGCAGAGCUUUUUAUUUCUAACCUCAAAGGUCAUUAAUUCAGCAGCUUGCGAUGAAUUGAAGUUUUUGGUCAAAAUAUUUUAUUUAAGUCAUUUAAUUAUAGCCAGCAAUUACUGUCUAGAAUAGUAGGUACGUAAUUCUUCUAAAUUAGUAACACUAAAUCUGAAUAAUGUAUACAAAAUUCUUUAACCAAAAUUAAUCUAUUAAUAAAGGAGAAGUUGGUGAA